This is a messenger RNA of Hibiscus syriacus, 631 nucleotides long. RefSeq names its product acyl-coenzyme A thioesterase 13-like. NCBI's taxonomy places the organism in Eukaryota, Viridiplantae, Streptophyta, Magnoliopsida, Malvales, Malvaceae. The transcript is spliced from 3 exons. The record is from RefSeq and is a predicted model, not a curated record. The coding region runs from base 26 to 499 and encodes 157 amino acids. Gene Ontology annotation, molecular function: fatty acyl-CoA hydrolase activity.
UUAGUCAUUUUGAACAAAAUUUCCGAUGGAUUUGGAAAGCGUGAAGAAAUACUUGGAGAAAGGAGUUGGCGAAGGGGAAGACAAGAAUGCCGCCACCAUCAAUGGCAUGCCUUCCAGGUUCUUCGAAAACUUCAUCAUGCAAGGUCUACAUGUUGACCACAUCGAAAAGGGUCGAGUUCUUUGCUCCAUGAAAGUCCCACCUCGAUUGCUGAACGCGGGCAAUUUUUUGCACGGCGGAGCCACUGCAUCGCUGGUGGAUUUGGUCGGAUCAGCGGUUGUUUUCACCUACGGAGCCAGUUCGAGUGGAGUUUCUGUUGAAAUCAGUAUUACUUACUUGGAUUCUGCUUUUGUUGGUGAGGAAAUUGAGAUAGAGGCUAAGGCAUUGCGUGUUGGGAAGACUGUUGCCGUCAUCACUGUUGAGAUUCGGAAGAAAAAGAGUGGGAAAAUUAUCGCACAGGGGCGUCAUACUAAGUACCUCGCUCCUCAAAGUAAAAUGUGAAUGAACAUUUCUACCUAAACUGUCAUCGUCGAAUAAUUCCUUAUGCUACGAACGAAUAGUAUAAUUUUCAUAAAUAUGUAUUGUACAUGCAUAAGAUAAGAGACCAGCUGAAUUUCAUAUCAUGUUUCCUGC